AUCAAAUUCGGGGGGAAAUGGAUAACACAUUUUCCUUAAUACUAAGAUUUGUUAGAAGCCCACGCUUAAUGACCACGAUGCUUCGGUCUGGCUUAUUUUUUCAGACUCCAUCUUAUGCUCACACUAAAAGGGUAAUUGGGUUGUUAUUUGUAACAUAUGAAUAAAUCCCUUAUUUCUAAAGUGCGUGGUGUAGAUGUACCUAAAGGCCACUUAAAACUGGAAAUGGAUAGGCACACAAUACAUAUCCUACAGGCCAUCACUGUACAAUAGAACAAUCACAUAAAAUGUGGCAAAAAAAAGGAUUGGAGAUGCUGGUGUUGGACUUUGAACUUCUUUGGAGAUACUGUUAGUGAAUUUAAAGCCACGGUUUGGUGACUUGGUCCUUUACUCUUUCAAACAAAACAAAACAAAAUGCAAUUCUAGCAUUUAAAAACUGCUGGAUCUUCACCCACUCUACCACCUCCUACAUAAAAUGGGGGGAAAUAACAGAACUGGUCUUCAGUAAAAAUCCACAUCUGUCACGUCAGUUUAUUAUCUAUAGAGGUUUGUAUAGUGUAUAGCUGGCUGCUUGUUUUGGGAGUCUCUGACAUAGUAAAACGGUGGGAACCCCCUAAAGCUUCUGCAUAAAGGACUAAUCUUGAAGACGCAGAGGGUUAAUUUCAAGCCCCCACCACCACCACCCACAUCUCCAAUUUGAAAGCCGCCUCUCUACCGGGAGAGGAAGGCUCUUUUUCGGUCAGAUGGCGUGCUGCAGUCCGCCCCCGUCAUUCUCCAGCCCACACAGACAGCAAAAAGGCAGCCAGCAACCAAUACGGUGCGCCGGAGGAGGAUUUCUGCCAGUGAUUUCAGACGAGGUAAGAUACGCAAAGGGGAUUUACUACGCCAAUCUGCGCCGAGGAAGCUGUCGGCAAUAGGUAAGACGUAUUGCUCUGGCAGAUCCGACCCGUGACAUCGGUGGCUGGAGCGACACCCUUGCUAAAUCACGCCGGUUUCCUCUUUACACAUCUGUAAACCUGACCUAAAGAAGGUUCAUGUCUUUCCUUUCUCCUGCCUAAACUUUCCAGUGCUGUGUGCCAUGUCUCUGCCACGCACACUUGGUGAGUUGCAGCUGUAUCGGGUCCUCCAGAGGGCCAACCUGCUGGCCUACUAUGAAACCUUUAUCCAGCAGGGUGGUGACGAUGUCCAGCAGCUCUGCGAGGCAGCGGAGGAGGAGUUCCUGGAGAUCAUGGCACUAGUUGGCAUGGCCACCAAGCCACUGCAUGUGCGUAGGCUGCAAAAGGCCCUCCGAGACUGGGCGGCGAACCCUGCCCUUUUCAGCCAGCCUGUUGCUAAUGUUCCUCUUGGGGGCAUCCCGCUCUUUAAAGUUGAUGGCACUGGCACAAGUGGAUCAGCUGGCGGGCCCAGAAAGUCUGUGAGUAAUGGGCAGCCAGGAUCCCCCUGUGAGAGAGAGGAUCGGAUGUGCCUUACACCAAUGCACAGCGGGAGUCCAAGAAGCCCCUGUUCCCAGGCCUCUCCACAGCCCCCAGACACACACUACAGGGAAAAACUUUCUCCUAUGGAUCCACACUGGCUCAGCCCAGAGCAUGAUGGGAACUGCACUUUGGGUUCUGCACCUGGAACAGAAGAGGAGCCAUCCAGCCCACCUCUACUGUCAACAUGUCCUCCCGGUCCUUCCACGUCUCCGAGCCCCUCUGCAUCUUUCACCCCGGCAGCUCCGUCUGCCUGGCCCGGAGGACAGCUGGAUGGAGAGACAGCGAGGGCCGUGGUGGAGACUGUGGAGAGGCUCCUCACGACCCUGCCUAGGUCAGAUCCUGCAGAGGUGAAGACUUUGCUGAGGAUGAAUAAGAAGAUGGCAAAGACUGUGGGACACAUCUUCAGAAUGGGGUCCCAGGACGUGAACAAGGAAGAGGAGAUCCGGAAAUACAGUCUUAUUUAUGGGCGCUUUGACUCCAAGAGGAGGGAAGGCAAGCAACUCACACAUCAUGAGCUGAUCAUCAAUGAAGCUGCAGCCCAGUUCUGCAUGCGUGACAAUGCCCUUUUGCUGAGACGGGUGGAGCUCUUUUCUCUGGCUCGGCAGGUGGCGAGAAAAUGUGCCUACACCUCCACACUAAAGCAUGCAAGGACGAACCCGGACGAGAGCAGCCUUUUGCCCCAGAAGAGAGCGAGGCUCGAGGGAGUCGUGCCCGAGAGUGUGUCAUCACUCCUCGGAGUGGAGGGAUCCGAGAGUUUGACUCAGAGGGCAGAUGACGACAGCUUAUCUGCAGAAAGCCUGGACAGUGUAUCACAUGACAUGGGCUCCCAGUGCAACCAGUCUCCAUCUCCCCGUCCUCACACUGAAACCUCCAACCCCGCCAGCUGGAGUCGCCACCUCAUACAGCAAACGCUCAUGGACGAAGGGCUGAGACUGGCUCGCAUGGUGUCACAUGACCGGGCGGGAAAGAUCAGCCUAGGUUCAGACGGAGCUCACGCCACAGGUGACAAUUCAAACCAUGACAUUAAAGUGGAGAGGCAGAGCUCGAUAGCAACGUGCAGGAGCAGUAGCCCUUGUGUCACCAAAGAUGACUCCAACCACCGAGGGAAAUGAAACCUUCAGGAGCUUAUCAGGGAACUCAAACGUUGCCCUGCCACUGAGCUCCAAUCAGAGACUUGUAAACAGGCCACGUUUACUUCACUGACAUCUGAUGGAGAGGAAGACUCUUACUGACUUCAAGCCAGUACAGGAAAUGUGAGAAAUUACCAGCAACUGAUAUUAUAAAUCUGCAGUGACUUCUGAAUCCUGAGGUUGUGAAUGAAGUUGAAAAUGUUUUUGAUUUUAUAUUCAGUGAAUACACAGGGAAGAGACUCCUUUUGUUGUUUUAUUUUUUAACACAUGGACAAAAUGUCCCACAGAUUUGAGCUGAUAUAAGAAAAAAAAUGCUCAAAAAAAGAACUGAAUUACUUUGUUGUGAUCAUUGCUGUGUGUUGGAUGUGCCACCUGCUUGAGACAAAACGGGCUCACCACAGCAGGGGGCACUGCAACUUUGGAAACUAAUCCUCCAGUUCCUCCGCACUGAGCGACUCGUUGUAGUUGUGUUUAGCAGAGGUACUUAACUCAUUCACUGCCAUUGACGUCUAUAGCCGUCAAUUGCAGU
This is a messenger RNA of Pundamilia nyererei, 3131 nucleotides long. RefSeq names its product NGFI-A binding protein 2 (EGR1 binding protein 2) (gene nab2). The coding region runs from base 1076 to 2584 and encodes 502 amino acids. Lineage: Eukaryota; Metazoa; Chordata; Actinopteri; Cichliformes; Cichlidae. The transcript is spliced from 8 exons. Gene Ontology annotation, molecular function: transcription factor binding; transcription coregulator activity. Gene Ontology annotation, biological process: negative regulation of DNA-templated transcription. The record is from RefSeq and is a predicted model, not a curated record. Gene Ontology annotation, cellular component: nucleus.